AUGGCACACACACUUGGUGAGCCAUACUCCGGCAAGAACCCGGUGCCUAAAAUCGCGACCAAGCUCACGUCGCUCGUGAACCCUAAGAAGGCGACAGACGCAAAGGCGCAGCAACUGCAGAGCAACCAGCAAGAGACGAAGCAGACUGUGCGCGGGCUCGCAAAGGGCCAUGCCGUGCACACGACGGACCCGACGACCGGCGAGGAGUUGGACAUUCGUAAUGCGAACACGGAUGAGGAUCUUGACUUGCGCUCGAAGGGCGAGAACGUCUUGAGACAUGAGUUUCCGCCUCCUGACCUCGACAAACACCGCGAAACGGUCAUUUCCACCACAUCCGUCAGCGUGCUGUACAUAUGCGGCGCAUAUAUGUUUUCCUUCCUCUUUGCUGCUCUGUUCUCCAGUUCAGCGCGCAUACUCUGUUUCUCCAUCGUGCCACCUUCCCUUCUCGCAUACACCUUACUGUUCCGUAUGCGCAACAUUUCGCGGAGCGACUUCGAGGACCGUGCGUGGCAUGCUGAACGCCUCCGCGGGCUCGGCGCUCGCGUGGACCGUGAGGGCGACAACCAGAUCGAAGAUGGUGAUCGUCCGCGAGAGAGCGUGGAAUGGCUGAAUACUGUCCUACGCGGUGUCUGGCCGAUUAUCAAUACGGACAUGUUUGCGCCGAUGGUGGACAUAGUGGAGGACAUCAUGCAAUCGUCGGCGCCUUCUUUUGUGCAUUCCAUCCGCAUCUCGGACGUUGGCCUCGGCUCGAACUCUGCGCGUAUCACGUCUAUCCGCUCGCUUCCAGACGCCGAUCGAAGUGGUACGGACAGCAUAGGCGAGUCGCUGGAGGUUGACUCGCAAGACAUGAGUCCUGAAGACCGCGAUGCCCUCGGCGGGGACCACGUCAAUCUUGAGGUCUUGUUUGCCUACCGCGGGUUGCCGAGCGGAAACGCCGCGGCGAGCAAAGGAAAAAACCUACAUGUCAAGGCAACCCUUGUAACGCUACUCGGGAUGCCGCACAUCACAAUUUCUGCCACCCCGCUGAGCGAAAAUCUCCCAAACGUGAUGAACAUCCCUUUCGUUUCGGGCUUCGUGUCGAACGCGAUCAACACCGCUUUGGCAGAGUACGUCGCACCAAAGAGCCUGACGGUGGACUUGCAGAAGCUCAUCAGUGGAGACGAUAUCAAGAAGGAUACGGACGCGAUCGGCGUACUUGUUGUGCAUAUCCAUCGUGCUACAGGCCUCGAAAGUGCUGACACCGAUGGCAAGUCGGAUCCUUAUGUGACACUCACGUUCUCACGCUUGGGCAAGCCGCUGUAUUCCACGCGCAUCAUCAAGGGCGACCUCAACCCCGUGUUUGAAGAGACGGCUGUCGUCAUGAUCGACGUGAGUACGGUCAAGCUACGUGAGCGACUCAGCUUCCAGCUGUGGGACUCGGAUCGGGUUACGGUGGACGAUAUGCUGGGCUACCAUGAAGUUGGCAUCGCCGGUCUCAUUCGUCAGCGCGGCAAGCCUAUCCGUCGCAUCUCUCCGCUCUCCAACUCCGACUCCAAACACCGCCCCGGCUCCAUAGAGUACACCGUCGGCUACUACGGCAAGAUACCUCCGAACCCGUCACUCUCGACGGACGGCGCUGACCCGGGCAUCCCCAACGACCUGCGCGACAAGCCAGAGUUCAAUGAGGCGCGCGCCGUGGCGCUCAAUGACGUAGAGGCCGCGGUACUCACGACCCCGCCGGAUCACGCGUGGCCGUCCGGCAUCCUGAGCGUGCGUGUGCACGAGAUCAGGGACCUGGCGGUGCGUCUGAGCGGGAAGGAGCGGAAGGGGAAGGAUAGGCGCGUAGAGAAAGGGCAGGACGAGGGCGAGGAGACACAAGAGGAAGCUGAGGGCCUGCCAUCCUCGUAUUGUACUAUCUCAUUGAAUGACGAACUGGUGUAUGAAACUCGCGUCAAACCAAUUACAAGCUCUCCAAUGUUUAAUGCCGGGACGGAGCGCUUCACUAGGGAUUGGCGCAAGUCGCAUGUUACUGUCACUGUAAAGGAUUACCGCAUGCGGGAGAACGAUGCGGUCCUUGGAGUAGUCUUCAUGAAGCUGUCAGACAUCUUCGUCAAUGCAUCAGAGGUCACCCGUUUCUACUCUCUCGAGCAAGGUGUCGGCCAUGGCCGGAUCCGCAUCUCGCUGCUAUUCCGACCCAUUGAUGCUAAACUCUCCCCAAAUCUCCUUGGAUUCGACACAGGUACAGUCGAGGUUCGCGACGUCAGCGUCCAGAGCAAGCUCGACCUAUCAAAUUGCGAAAUAAGCAUGAAGUCGACAACUACCCCAACAGUGGAGAAGGUCUCGCGCAAGAUCGCGGAGAAGCGUGACGAUGGCUGGACUGUAUGGGUCCAUGACGAUGUUUCUGCCCUUCCAGUUCGGCAGCGCUACGGCACGGCGCUGCUCGUUUCUUUCAGAGACACCGCGGGGUUCAAGAGCUCUAGCUGCAAGGCACUGGGCGUGCUCUGGUUGCGCGAUUUGGUGGACAGCGACGAAGGCACAGUCGAGAUCGCACUCUGGCAAGCCAAACAUGGGGACUAUUCAAGGCUCAAGCUCAACUACGUCCCGCCAGAUGGAAAUCUUGACUACUGGGACACGGACAAAGGAAACGUCGAACGCAUUGGUAGUAUCUUCCUCGACAUAAUGUUCCGUCCUGGCGUGUCUGAGCGUCAUAAGGAAAUGCUCAGUGGUGCUGGUGCGAAGAAGCGAGCCAUGUGGGAUGCAUAUGACAGGCAAAAAGCGGCGGGCAUGCGCGACGAAGUCGGGAUCGAGGACGAGCGGACGUCGUCAAAUGCGGAGACGAGGAGGGGCCAGGAUCUCGAGGUUGCAGACAAUACAGACACGGGCGCGUCGCAACAAGACAGGACGAUGACCGAUGGUCCCUUAAAUACUACUGGUGGAGAUUCGACCUCUGCCAAUCAAGAAAAUGCCACAGAAGGCACGAACACUGUCGUGUCAACUGGAGACAUCGACGAUGAGCGGAAGGAUGGCGCUGGCGCGCGCGGAAUUGCUGACGAGUCCCAUGACGACGCAGAUUCCUCCGACGAUAACAAGGCUAAGGGCCCAAUUACGAAGCUGAAAGAUUGGAGACAGCAUGAAAGGGAGCUGCACCGCGAUCAUAGGGGCAUCAUGCAGGUGAAGCCUGCGAGGACUGCACAGUGGAUGAAAGACAACGUGGAAGAGGGCGUUCACGCCGUCAAAGAUCGUUUCAAGAUGCAUUCCCGACAACCGGACGUCGAGACAGAAGUCUGA
Messenger RNA from Postia placenta MAD-698-R-SB12, 3267 nucleotides. RefSeq lists its product as hypothetical. NCBI's taxonomy places the organism in Eukaryota, Fungi, Basidiomycota, Agaricomycetes, Polyporales, Adustoporiaceae. Bases 1 to 3267 code for a protein of 1088 amino acids. Gene Ontology annotation, molecular function: lipid binding. The transcript is spliced from 11 exons. The record is from RefSeq and is a predicted model, not a curated record.